Fusarium odoratissimum NRRL 54006 is the source of this 3061-nucleotide messenger RNA. RefSeq names its product NAD-dependent histone deacetylase SIR2. Lineage: Eukaryota; Fungi; Ascomycota; Sordariomycetes; Hypocreales; Nectriaceae. The record is from RefSeq and is a predicted model, not a curated record. The transcript has a single exon. Bases 1180 to 2502 code for a protein of 440 amino acids. Gene Ontology annotation, molecular function: NAD+ binding.
UCUCUCUCUUCCUCUUUUUCCUCAACUUUUGUUCUUCUUCUUUCCUAUCUAUCUAUCUAUCUGCAACCUGUUUCUUUUGUCGCAUUCUCUCUGAGAAUCAGCUUCCACCUCGGGGUCCUUGUCCCUUAACCAAGCUUUGUUGGAUAGACGAGAAAGGCAAUAAAGUGAGAAAGGAAAGGCGAUAUUACAUCGAAUCAGAUUACUCAUACGUAUUUGAUCUGGCUUGAUCACGAUAUCGUGCCUCGAUACCUUUCUACUAAGAAUAAGGCAGAGACUUGUCAAAGAUUCUCUCACUUUCUUUCCUUAUCUAUCUUGCCUUUCCUCACUUUUAGUUACCUUGUUCAACUAGAACAGACUCAUCCUCAUACAUUGUCACUCAUCUUCCUUUCCUCCCAUUGCACGGAACUCGCACAACCAAACGAAACCCACUUUCGGCAGAUCAGCUUCUUCACUAUCGCUCUCACUCAAGCUGAAACGAUUCUCUCUUCACUACCACCCCCUCGACAACUCAACCAUAAAAUUCCCAUUCUCAGUCAAGCUUUUGACUCUAGGCUUCUCGUACAGAAUUCUGCGCAUUUUCUCAUCGAGUCUAACAAGGCACUAGGCCAGGUAUCCUUUUUUUUUUUUUGCCCACAAGGUACCUGCAGUUGCCUUACUUUUGGUAGUAUCCAGAAGCCAAGCCAAGCCAACCAGACCGUCUGCGUGGUUCGGUUCUCGAUCUGGGGUUAAUAAUAGAUGCCACCCUCGUCUUCCUGACCCGCUUUCUUCCUUUCCCUUCCCUUUUACCUUUACAUUUGCAUUUACAACACAUUUCCAUAGGAGAUCAAACCAGCCUCUGACCUUUCACCACUGUCAAACGUUGGCAAACCCUAAUAUUCCCUUCUCCUCACUUCACUUCGUUUCUCUUCUCUUUCCCUCUACAGAGUCUCAUAUUCUCUACCAUGUACACGAAAAAAGGCAACGGGAGAACUGUUGCUCUCUCCAAGCGAAAGGCUCAACCAAAUGCUCUCGACAAGUUGGGUGAUAACCCAACAGAAGACGAGAUCAAGACUGCAGAGGCCAACGUUGCACUCGCUGAACUUGAGGAGAGGGUUGCCGAUGUUAGAGAAUCGUGGGAGACGGACUCUUUGUUUGAAGAUGCUUUCGAUGAGUUGAACGCAGAUAAUACGGUGGCCAUUAAUGGUGAGUUUGUCUAGUCAUGCCCUAUCCUAUCCUGAGAUCGCCCGAAUCUAUGCACUCUACUCCAAGAUUGCUAACCAUAUUCUCCGAAAAAAAAAAGACCCCAAAGUGUGCACACCUGAAGAAGCUAGCAGACUUCGUCGGGAGCUCCGAGAAUAUGGUCCAACAGUCUUUUGUCAACGCACCGUUGAUGCUGGUCACUAUACCGCCAGAAAGCUCCUCAGCGCCUUUGGCAUCCGUCCUCCGCCCUUCCUGGAGGGUCAGCCUGAUGAUGCGUAUUUCAGUUUAUUGUCGCUCGCUAUUACGCGUGAACUGUCAAAACGCGCCAAGCUUCUGCGUCACAACACGGUUGAUGAUGCCGUUGACCUGAUCACUAAGAGCAAUAACAUCAUUCUCAUCACUGGUGCUGGUAUCUCUACAUCGCUGGGCAUUCCCGAUUUCCGUUCCAAGGGAACUGGUCUGUACUCCAAGUUGGAGCACCUUGGUCUUAGUGACCCCCAAGAGGUUUUCGACAUUGGUGUCUUCCGACAAGAUCCCACCAUUUUCUACUCAGUGGCCAAAGACAUUUUGCCGAGCACGGACCGAUAUACACCCACUCACAAGUUCAUUGCCAUGCUCCAUGAGAAGGGCAAGCUCUUGACCAACUACUCUCAGAACAUCGACAACCUCGAAGUCAAGGCCGGUGUUCCCAAGGACAAGCUCAUCCAAUGCCACGGCUCCUUCGGAACCGCCACAUGUGUUCAGUGCGGUUAUAAAUGCCCGGGAGAGGCCAUCUUCCCCGAGAUCAAGGCUGACAAGAUCCCUCGAUGCCCACGCUGCGUCCAGACUCUGCGCACUACUGGCGGUGCGCCUAAGCGUAAGCGGUCUGCAGGCACAGAGAAGAAGCGAAGACGGUGGAGCGCCGAUAGUUCCGACGAGUCCGAGUAUGACAUCCCCAGUGCUGGUGUCAUGAAGCCCGAUAUCACCUUCUUCGGCGAGGCUCUUCCCGAUGAGUUCUCUCGACGACUCACCGAGCACGAUCGCGACAAGGUAGAUCUCGUCAUCGUUAUCGGCACUUCUCUCAAGGUUACGCCUGUAUCUGAGAUCGUGUCCUGGCUCCCCGCCCAUAUUCCUCAGAUCUACGUAUCUCGCCAGGCCGUUAAUCACAUCAAUUUUGACAUCGAUCUCCUAGGCGAUUGCGAUGUUGUUGUCUCUGAACUAUGUCGCCGUCUGCGCUGGCCAAUGGUGCAUGACAUGGUUCCCAAGAAUCAAAAGGUCGAAGUCCGUACUGAGCCUGGCUAUAAGAGCCGCCACGUUUUUGAGGAGCAGAAGACCAAGAAGUGAGAGCCACUGAUCGAAAUGUUUCUCUCAUAAUUUCGAUGGAGGAUGUGAAGACACUGCAUUUGUGCGUUUUUAUAAGAUUUUACAUUCUGUGCUGCAAGCGGAUGGCAUGGCGUCUCGAGGAUCGGAUACAAUGCCAACAAAAAAUGGAUGGACAUGGACGGAGUAAGGGUGUUUACGGGACUGACCGUCUCUUGUCUUCAUUUUUUUUUUUUAAAUUUUUUUUUUACAUGUCAGAGUUUGACUGUUUUUCAACCAAUUUCCCUCCUUACUUAGACAUGCGUUUCUCAUCCCUGCGCCUGUCUCGAUCCCUUUUCUGACGACAUUUACGUAUCAAAGACAAACUCGCGGGCUUCGAUAUCUUGGAGCAGGACUAAUUUACUGACACCCCAAACGAGAUUUUGGGGUGAGGAAAAGCGUUUGGUGGGGAUGGUAGAUCGAGUGAGAGACAGUGGCGGAGAAGAUACAGGGCAAAGUCGCUAUGUGUUAGAAAGCACGUAUAUACAUCGUAAUACAGAAAUUGAAGAUUCACGAACAAACUGCUAUUCGGAUGGUCUACCUG